Molecule: messenger RNA, 870 nt
Organism: Belonocnema kinseyi
Lineage: Eukaryota; Metazoa; Arthropoda; Insecta; Hymenoptera; Cynipidae
Product: zinc finger MYM-type protein 1-like
Exons: 1
Coding region: 1-870 (289 amino acids)
Source: RefSeq, a predicted model, not a curated record
AUGUCUAAAAAAGUAUUUAAUCAUAUAGUUGCAGAAAUUAAAGAAGCUAAAUAUUUUGCACUUAUUACGGAUUCAACGCCAGAUAUUUCUCACGAAGACCAAUUACCCAUAAUUUGUCGUUAUUGUUUACACGGUCAAGUAUAUGAACGAUUUCUACAAUUUUUGCCAAUAUCAAGUCACACAGGAGAGUCACUUUGUAAAGUAACAUUGGAAGUGCUAGAAGCCAAUGAUAUUUCUAUUAGUAACUGUAGAGGUCAGUCUUACGAUAAUGCUAGCAACAUGUCUGGAAAGUAUGUUGGAGUACAAGCUCGCAUACAAGAGUUAAAUUUGCUAGCCUUGUAUGUUCCCCGUGUUGGUCAUUCUCUAAAUUUGGUUGGAAAGAAUAGCGUUAAUGUAUGCAUUGAAGCUAUAAGUUUUUUUGGAUUUAUAGCUAAUCUUUACGCUUUCUUUGUGGCAUCUCCGCAUCGAUGGGAGAUUUUGUUGAACAAUUCUGAUUCGACUCUGGAAAGUUUGUCUAAAACAAGGUGGUCUUGCCGCGAUGAUGCAACUUCUGCUUCAUUUUUUAAUUAUUCACAGAUAUACGAUGCUCUGUCUGGUUUUGUUGAAAGUGACGAUGAAAAUGCCGAUACUAGAUUUGAUGCACGCAAUCUUAAAAAUCAAAUGGAGAAACUAGAAAUAGCUUUCAUGACUCAAUUUUGGCACGAAGUUCUUGAUCGUUUCAAUAAAACAAGCAAGUUUUUGCAGACGGCAGAGCUAGAUUUGGUUGCUGGUGACAAAAUGUUACAAUCGUUAACCGAAUUUAUUAAUGAAAUGCGAAAUAAGUUCGAUGAAAUUCAAAAAAAAUGCCAAGAAGUUAGGAUGUUUUGUUAG